Temnothorax curvispinosus is the source of this 3379-nucleotide messenger RNA. It is a transcript of the gene Parp1, whose product is annotated as poly [ADP-ribose] polymerase. Gene Ontology annotation, cellular component: nucleus. Bases 128 to 3076 code for a protein of 982 amino acids. Gene Ontology annotation, molecular function: NAD+ poly-ADP-ribosyltransferase activity; DNA binding; zinc ion binding. Lineage: Eukaryota; Metazoa; Arthropoda; Insecta; Hymenoptera; Formicidae. The transcript has 5 exons. The record is from RefSeq and is a predicted model, not a curated record.
GACCGGUGUCAGCGCCACAUGUCAACACAUUGUGCCGGCAUUGUCCGUCUUGCGCGCGCGAGGAGAGGAGCCGCUUCGUUUCCCAUUGUUUUCACGGCGAUCCGAGGUUGACGGGCGUUUCGGCGAGAUGAACGACGAUCUGCCGUACCUGGUGGAGUACGCGAAGAGCGACCGGUCUAAGUGUCAAUUAUGCAAACAGUCCAUCUGCAAGGCUAGCCUGAGGCUCGCCGCCAUCGUUCAGAGCCCCGUUCAUGAUGGGAAGAUACCCAAAUGGUAUCACACCAAAUGCUUCUUCUCAAAACAAAGACCAAAGUCUACCAGUGACAUAGCUUGUUUCGAUGAGAUUCGUAACGAAGAUCAAGAUACUAUUCGGAAGAACCUCGAGAAAUCUCUUAACGCGCCUCCUGCAGCGAAGGGGAGGAAAAGGACAAAAGGUGCUGGCGGUUCUGGAGACUUCAGAGUUGAAUACGCCAAGUCUAGUAAAUCCACCUGUAGAGGAUGCGAGGAAAAGAUAAUAAAGGGCGAAACGAGAAUAUCAAAGAAGGAUUAUGAGAGCGAGGAAGCUAGGAGGUUUGGCGGUUUGGACAGAUGGCAUCACGUGGAGUGCUUUGCAAAAUUAAGACCGGAAAUGGGAUAUUACGGGAGGGGAGACGAGCUUCCAGGUGCCAAAGAACUCUCGAAGGAAGAUCGUGAAAGUCUCAAGGCUGCACUGCCCAAAAUGACUGAGGGCGACAUACCACCGCCUCCUAAAAAGGUUAAGGACGAGCCGGAAGACGCCGAGGAGGAAAAGUUGAUGAAAAAGCAAAAUGAAAAAUUAUACGCUAUAAAGGAUCAAAUAUCAACACUUGAUAAAAAAGACAUGAUUGAGAUAUUGGAACUAAAUGAUCAGGAGAUUCCAACUGGGCUAUCAAACAUCCUAAGUCUUUUAUCUGAUAUACUGUAUUUUGGAGCUCUACAACCCUGUCCAAAAUGUGGAGGACAAUUUAUAUACAACUCUGGUUUGGGUUAUAAAUGCACUGGUAAUGCAACAGAAUGGACUAAAUGCGAAUAUGUUACGCAAGAUCCGAAAAGAAAAAAGUGCGAAAUACCAAGUGAUUUGAAGGAUGAUUUCCCAGUUAGGUCAUACAAGUCUAAGGUACAAAAACGAGUGUUUAAACUAACAGUGCCGUCAUCGUCAAGUUCUAUUAAGAAGGAGGGAGAUGAAACAGAUGGUCCGAAAGUACAAGGAAAACCACGUCCUUUGAAGAACAUGCAGUUUGUUAUAAUAGGUCGUACACAGAAAGAUAAAGAGGAAUUGAAAAAAGAAAUUCAAUUAUUAGGUGGUACUGUUGUAACAAAAAUCCAUCAAGAAUUGGCCGCUGCAAUUUCGAAUGAAAAUGAAGUGAAAAAGAUGACUAAAAGAAUGGAGGAUGUUAAAUCGCACGACAUUCAAGUAAUAACGGAAGAUUUUAUAGAAGAAGCGAAAGAGUACACAGAUGCUCCCAUCAUGCUCCUAAAAAAGAAAACCAUUUCUAGCUGGGGUGGCGACAUUGCUGCUAGACUUGGUAACGUCAUCGCAAAAUCUACUGCCUCCAAGAGUAAGAGCAGGUUUGAGAAGUCGAGUUCUGGUAAAGUGAAGGUAAAGGUAAAAGGAGGUGGAGCUGUUGAUCCCGAUAGCGGUUUAGAAAAUUAUGCGCACGUUUAUCAAAGAGGCAAAGACAAAUACACCGUGACGUUGGGUCUAACGGACAUCCAGUCGAAGAAAAACAGUUACUACAAGUUGCAAAUUCUGAAACACGACAAUCAAGAGAGGUAUCACUUGUUUAGAAGUUGGGGCCGGAUCGGCACCACAAUUGGCGGCAAAAAGUUGGAGGGAAUGUCUUUGGAAGAGUGUAUAGAACAGUUUGAAUCGUUGUACGAGGAAAAGACGGGCAAUCAGUGGAAGAAUAGAGAGAAUUUUGUUAAGAUGGCGAAAUUUAUGUAUCCAAUUGACAUAGAUCAUGGAGAUCAGGAGGUUGCUUCUCUAGAUUCGGACAUCAAGAGCAACUUGCAGAAACCGAUUCAGGAUCUGAUGCGCCUUAUUUUCGACGUAGCCGAGAUGAAGAAAGUUCUCCUGGAGUUCGAGAUAGACAUGGACAAGAUGCCGCUCGGGAAAUUGUCCAAGAAACAAAUUGAGAAAGCUUAUGCCGUUCUAACGGAAUUGCAAGAGAUACUGAAGAAGGCUAAUAUAGACCGCACUGUAUUGAUCGAUGCUUCCAACAGAUUCUAUACACUGAUACCGCAUAACUUUGGGAUUUCCGGACCGAAAAUUCUCGAAACGUCGGAAGAGAUUCAGAGCAAAUGCGACAUGCUGGACGCGCUGCUCGAGAUGGAGAUCGCGUACAACCUUUUGUGUGACAAGACCGAUGAGAAGGAGAAUCCGCUCGACGGUCAUUACAAGCAGUUGAAGACGGACAUCGACGUGUUGGACAAGACCAGCGAAGAGUUCAAGAUGAUCGAGCAAUACGUCCAGAAUACUCACGCGGCUACUCAUACGCAGUACGCUCUCGAGAUCGAGGAUGUGUUCGUCGUCAAGAGACAGGGCGAAGAACAAAGAUUCAAGCCCUUCAAGAAAUUGCCCAACAGAAAGCUGCUCUGGCACGGGUCCAGGACUACGAAUUACGCGGGAAUACUGUCUCAGGGUUUGCGUAUCGCGCCGCCGGAAGCGCCCGUUACCGGUUACAUGUUCGGCAAGGGUAUAUAUUUCGCCGACAUGGUGUCGAAGUCCGCGAAUUACUGCUGCACCCACAGCAACAGUCCAACCGGUUUGUUGCUGCUUUGCGAGGUCGCCCUGGGUAAUAUGUACGAGAGAUAUCAAGCCGACUACAUCGAGAAGCUACCGAAAGGGAAGCACUCGACGCUCGGUCGUGGUCAGACGCAACCCGAUCCGCAAACCGUCUACAAAACCGAGGACGGCGUUGAAGUGCCCUAUGGAAAGGGAGUACCUGCCAAUAUUAACAAAAAUUCGGCAUUGUUAUACAAUGAAUACAUCGUAUAUGAUGUGGCUCAGGUAAAAGUACGAUACAUGGUAAGGAUGAAUUUCAAAUACAAAUAUUAAGAUACGUAACACGAAGGUGUGACGUUCAGGUUUAAGGUGCAGUUAAGAUUUUUAAUCUUGUGAGAUUUAUACGAAUUCCAUUUACUAUUAUUAAUUAAAGAUGUUACUACAUAAAUUCCAGUGAAGAUUUCGCUAGUGUUACAAAUAUUGAACUUCAUGGAACUGUUUUACUUUCAAUGAUAAUCUUUUGAAUUAUACGUGUUUUUUGUUGUGUAUGCAAUUUGUUUCACGAGCACCAAAUAAGUGUUUGCUACCUCGAAUAUUGAUUGUAAGGUCAUAUAAUAAAUUUUUCACAAAACCAAG